Diaporthe citri is the source of this 921-nucleotide messenger RNA. RefSeq lists its product as uncharacterized. Lineage: Eukaryota; Fungi; Ascomycota; Sordariomycetes; Diaporthales; Diaporthaceae. The transcript has 3 exons. The coding region runs from base 1 to 921 and encodes 306 amino acids. The record is from RefSeq and is a predicted model, not a curated record.
AUGGAGACUAUAAACUCAAUGGCAAGCACCGCGGCCAAGGCCAUCUGGGGAGACAACAACAACAAUAACGACAACACCAACACUACCACUACUACCAACGACAACGCCAAGACGCGCACAGAAACCAUGAACAACGAAACAAAGGGAACAGAGCCUGUUUCGGGCAAGCUGGGAGACACCUCCGCUGGGGAGCCUUUCGAUGCUGGUAACAUAGAAUCUGGAGCAACCAACACCACGACCUCUACCGCCCCCAGCACCGCGCAAGCCGGAAGCGAGAGCACCUCGUCCGGGUUGCCUGCCACCACCUCGACAGAUACCACCGCGGCUGGAAGUAAGGACUCCACCGCACAAUCCGGGGCCAAGGGCCCGACGGCAGACCACCCAUCCACCACCGGCAACACAGGUUUCAAGGCGCCCCAAGCCGAUAUCAGGGAUCCAGAUUCAGCAACUGCGGACCCCAAGAAGGAGGCCGAGCGCAAGAACGUCGACAACAGCGGCGGCGUUGACACCUCCGAGAACCCUACUAAGGUCGAGGGGCCCGGCCCCAAGCCCAUUGAGGAGGUGGCCAAGUCACACGGCGGUGACGCCGGGUCCGCGUCGAAAGAGUCCUCGGGGGCAGGUGGCGCCGACGAGGAUGGCCCGGGCGCCAAGAGCAAGGGCGAGGGCACGGGAGAGCAGUACGUGAAGAGCUCUGGUCUGGCCGCCGACGGUGGUGACUUUGAUGCGACGAAGCCAGGCGCUGGCCGCGAGGCUGACCGACUCCUGGAGGAGAAGGGCAUGACCACUCAGUCAGCCGCCGCCGCCGCUUCUAGCAAGAAGACCGAGGAAGACAAGGCUGAGAAGACACCUGAUUCCCCAGACUCCAAGAAGGAGAAGGCAAGCCUGAAGGAUAAGAUCAAGGCCAAGCUCCACAAGAACUAG